Pseudoliparis swirei is the source of this 9099-nucleotide messenger RNA. It is a transcript of the gene patj, whose product is annotated as PATJ crumbs cell polarity complex component. The record is from RefSeq and is a predicted model, not a curated record. The coding region runs from base 416 to 6211 and encodes 1931 amino acids. The transcript is spliced from 48 exons. Gene Ontology annotation, molecular function: protein binding. Lineage: Eukaryota; Metazoa; Chordata; Actinopteri; Perciformes; Liparidae.
UACCUGUAAACGUUGUCCAUUCUCUAUGAAUCCGCCGUUCACCGGCGGCUUUAUGUCCCGAGUGUUUAUCCGUGCAGAAUAUGACGUGACGUGUGUUUUUACACGCUAAUUAAAAAGCUAACUCCGCGUGCUAACUGACGGUUAGCAUUAGCUGCGUCGCUGUCUUUAAGUUUACUCGCUGACGGAGGAGAAAGCUGUCGUCCUGUUUUGUUCGGCUACCGCUCGGAGACGUGCUGAGUCACGGUGGUGUGGUCGCUGACUUAAUACUUGGUGUUAUAAGCUACUGGUUUAAUAGUUUAUUGUUUCCCCCCAUUCGGUUUGUUUGUGGAAAAGUUUGAUGCACCUGCUGCGAGUUGAACCUGCUGAUAAAGAGAUUUACGAUUGAUCCAGAACGACGGUCGCAGAGUGAGGGGCGAUGUUUGAAAAUGUCCCAACAGUGUCCUCGGCGGAGCGCCAGCAGGUGCUGGGAGCUCUGGAGCGUCUGCAGGCCAAACUGGCCCAGCGGGAGGAGUGGACCCACAGUGAGACAGUGGGAAACCUGAGGGAGACCCUGCAGAGUCCGUUGUUUAGCCACAUCCUGACCCUGCAGCACUCCAUCAAACAGCUCCGGAACCAGCUGGGCAGCAUGCCGCCUGAUGCCAGCAGUGACUUCAGUUUCUCCAAAAAGGGUCAGCUAAUCAUGAGCGCCGUCCCUCCAGCUAGCAGCUCGGCCACGCCCACCCCUUCCUCCUCUUCCUCCUCCUUCUUGACCAACGGCUCGUCUCCAUCCAUUCACCAGACUCCGCCCUCUUCUGACCCCGUCUUGCAGAAGUGGAUCAUUACUGCCGCCAAGGGCCGUCACACGGAGCUGUGUCAGCUGACUCGGCCUCUGUCUGGAGGCCUUGGCUUCAGCGUGGUCGGCCUGAAUCCCGCAGGAAGCAGCAGUCAGGGCGUCUUUGUCAAACACAUCCAGCCUGGAGGCAUCGCACAAAGGGACGGGCGUCUCCAGGAGAGGGACCAGGUCCUGGUGAUAAACGGGGUUCCUCUGGAGCCGGGGAUCAGCCAGCGGCAGGCGUUGACCCUCCUGCAGCAGCCAGGGGAGACGGUGGAGCUGGUGGUGGCCCGGGACCGCCCCAUCGACGCGUCGUCGUCACCCGUCGGCACGGACCAGUGGGGUCACAUGGAGGAAAUCGAGCUGGUGAACGAUGGAUCUGGUUUGGGCUUCGGCAUCGUGGGAGGGAGGACGACCGGAGUGGUGGUCAGGACGCUCAUCCCAGACAGCGUGGCGGACAAGGACGGGCGUCUUCGCACAGGUGACCAUAUCCUUCGCAUUGGGGAAACGCCCACCAGCGGCCUCACCAGCGACCAGGUCGUCAAGGUUCUGCAAGGGUGUGGAAGCCAAGUGACAUUGCUGAUCGCCAGGGAUCCCCGGGGUCAAAGGUCAACAGGCCCGCCUCCCCCACCACCUCCUGACUCGGCCCCUGUCUACUCUUUACCCGCUCGUCCCCCGGCCAUACCACCCCAAUGCUGGCCCAGCAAAACGCCCAACCUGGAGGGAUAUGAGAUCCACGAGGUUCCUAUAACCAAGAACGACGGCCAGAGCCUCGGCAUCUCCAUCAUCGGCUACAACCCCUUGACCAGCCAAGAUGCAGUGGGUGUGUUUGUCAAACAUGUGGUUCCAGGCAGCGCUGCAGAUCACAGCGGAAACAUCCGAAUCCACGACCGACUGCUCGCUUUGGAUGGUGUCAGUCUCCACGGUCUGACCAAUCAGGAGGUGAUGGAGGUGAUGAGGCAGACGGGUCAGACAGUUGUCCUCAGUGUGGUCAGGAAGAAACUCCGAUCCCUGGAGAGAUCCCUGGAUAAAGUGGAGAGGGAGUCGUCUCGUCUGUCAUCGUGGAGGUCGUUGGAGAGCCGAGCUCACUCGACUGGGGUUAGCCUAACGACGCCAAGUCUCGAACCGACGUACCCGGACGCAGCACAGCUAGAAAGAGAUGCAGAAUUGUGGGCUAAAUGGGAGCAGGCGCUGGGACCGAAGUACCAAGUUCUGGUGGUGAAGUUGGAUCCUGUCAUUGAAGACGAUGCCGAGCUGCAAAAAUCCUCCAAGCUGCUGCCCGUCCACACUGUGCGUCUUGGUGUCGAGCUGGACUCGUUCGAUGGACACCACUACAUCUCCUCGGUGGUUCCUGGAGGCCCCGUGGACAAACAUGGAGUCUUGAGGCCAGAGGAUGAGCUCCUGGAGGUAAAUGAUGUUCAGCUCUACGGUAAGUCUCGUCGAGAAGUGGUCUCGUUCCUGAAAGAAGUGCCUCCUCCGUUCACUCUGAUCUGCUGCCGACAUCCGACCUCUGAGCUGGAACCAGAAUCUGAAUCUGAACCUGAACCUGUUCUACGGGCUGGACCUGGACCAGUAAGACAGUCACAACCCAGUGUGGAGGAGAUGGAGCUGAAGCUGUCGUCGAUGUUCUGCAGAGAGACGGAACUGAGAGAGAGCGUCACUGAACAGCAGCAGGCAGACAGACGGGAGGAGCAGGUAUCCCCUGUCGAUAAGAUGCUGAUGGAGGCUCACCUUAACCAGGAAGAUGAGGAGGAGGAAGAGGAGGAGCAUGAAGAUGAAGGGGAGCUGGCUCAGUGGUCUCCAGACAUCCAGAUCCUGGAGCUUCAGAAGGAGAGAGACAAAGGCCUCGGCUUCAGCAUCCUUGAUUACCAGGACCCGCUGGAUCCCGGUCGAUGCGUGAUGGUGAUCCGGUCUCUGGUCCCCGGCGGCUUCGCGGAGCGCCACGGCAGACUGCUCCCCGGAGACCAGCUGGUCUCGGUCAACCAGACCCAGUUGGACCCGCUCACCCUGGACCAGGCCUUGGAGGUCCUGAAGUCCGCCCCGCCCGGCACAGUCCGCCUGGGCAUCCGCAAGCCUCUGGCGGCGGUGCAGGAACCAGAGAGGAUCAGCCAGGUGUACCUCAGCAACGCACAACUGCCUGUACCAAAAGGUUUCGGCGACGGCUCCAUCCUGCCCUCUGACCUUCGUCAGGAGGAGGAGGAGGAGGAAGGGGAAGAAGAGGAGCCGGAGCUUAUCCUGGACGGAGGUCUGCCUCGCUACUCCUCCUUCCCUCUGACUUCCAAUCUCCUGCCUGCGGAGGAGGAGAGGGAGAUGGCCGUGGAUGAGGAUUUGGAGGAGGAGGAUGAUGAUGAGGAGGAGGUGGUGAUGAUGAUGACGCAGGAGAAAGUGGAGGAGAGCAUGGGCUCCCUCCUCAGGAGACCACCUCCGUCUUGGGAGGAGUGGAAGCUCACCUCCAGCCGGCCCAGUCGAGUCGAGGAGGGGAAGCAGGAGGAAGAAGAGGAAGACAAGCAGAGAUCAGACCACGAAAGCAUUGUGUCCAUCGGAAACCUGAUUGUUGAUUCCAGAGACAGUGAAGCAGACUCUGAACUCACGCUGACGGACACCGACACAGAGUCCGUCAGGAGAAUUGACACUGAGAGAAGGAGGAGGCGGAGCCAGGGUGGAGCCUCUCUACCAAUCAGAGGAGGACAAUUCGACCUUCCUGAAAGAGAGGAGGGCGAGGGAGAGGAAACGCCGGCCUUCAGUCACUGGGGACCCCCUCGCAGGGUGGAGGUGUGGCCAGAAGAGGGCCAGUCUUUGGGUCUGAGCAUCGUGGGCGGUUGCCAUGUCAUCAAGCGUCUGAGGAACGGCGAGGAACUGAAGGGAAUCUUCAUCAAACAGGUUCUAAAGAGCAGCCCCGCCGCCAAAACGCAGUGCCUGAAAACCGGAGACAAGAUCCUGGAGGUUUCAGGAGUUGACCUACAACUGGCCAGUCACGAGGAGGCGGUCAAUGCCAUCAAAUCAGCCCCGAGCCCCGUCGUCUUCAUCGUCCAGAGCCUAUCAGCAACUCCACGACCUGUGUCUAUAAUCGCUUCCAGCUACAAUAAAUACAAAGGACAGAGGACAGAGUCUCCGGCACCAGGUGCAGCCCCGCCCCCUCUAAGACAACCCCCGCCCUACAGAACGCCCAACCAAUCGGAGCAGGGCUCGAAUUCGGACCUGGAGCAGGCCAAAGAGCGUUGGUGUGAGCGUUAUGGAGACCUGCAGGGGGAGCUGCUGUGCGUGGAGCUGGAGAAGGAGCGGCAGGGUUUGGGUCUCAGCCUGGCAGGAAACAGGGAUCGUUCCCGCCUCAGCAUCUUUGUGGUGGGACUCCAUCCGGGAGGGACGGCGGCUCGAGAUGGACGUAUCCGGGUCGGAGACGAGCUGCUGGAGAUUAACAACCAGGUUCUCUAUGGGCGGAGUCACCAGAACGCCUCGGCCAUUAUUAAGAGCGCCGCCCCCAAGGUGAAACUCAUCCUGCUCAGAAAUGAGGACGCUAUAAACCAGAUGGCAGUCCCGCCCUUCACGUCUCCCCCUCCUCCCCCUGUCCUCGGCCCCGUCAGCCCCGAGUCCGUCUGUCCGGCUCCUCUCGCCGUCUCCGUCCCCACCGACGCACCCCGCCCCCCCGACAGUUUGACGCUCCACCCUUCAUUGGACCUGCUGGAAGCGAAGAGCGAUGAAGACGAACCGAACAACAGGAACAGAAGCAGCAGCAACAGCAACACCAGCGCCCCCAAGAGUCUGACGGAGAGCGACGCCUCUACAAAGAGGCUGAAAUUUGCACAGACUCCAGAAAAUGAUAUUGAGGCUCCGAAGGCGUUGCUGGAGCAGCAGUCCUCCAGAGCUUCCAGCAGUUCCAGUAAACAGGCGACAGCAGCAUCUCCUCCUCUGAUAAGUCCCGACCUGCAAGCUGCCAACAGAGACCCAACAUGCUGUGCGGUGGUUCCUGGUCAGGAGAUGCUGUUGGAGAUCUCUAAAGGCCGAUCAGGACUCGGGCUCAGCAUAGUGGGCGGAAAAGACACACAGCUGGACGCCAUCGUGAUCCAUGAGGUUUACGAGGAAGGAGCUGCAGCCAGGGACGGACGCCUGUGGGCGGGAGACCAAAUACUCGAGGUGAACGGGGUGGACCUGCGAGGGGCGUCCCACGAGGAGGCCAUCGCCGCGCUGCGCCACACGCCGGCGAAGGUUUGCCUGACGGUGCUGAGGGACGAAGCUCAGUACAGAGACGAGGAGAACCUGGACCUCCUGAAGGUGGAGCUGCAGAAAAGGAGUGGCAGAGGGCUGGGACUCAGCAUCGUCGGGAAGAGGAGUGGCAGCGGUGUGUUUAUCUCUGAGGUGGUCAGAGGGGGCGCGGCAGAGCUGGACGGUCGUCUGAUGCAAGGAGAUCAAAUCCUGUCGGUCAAUGGAGACGACACGAAACACGCCUCCCAGGAAACUGUCGCCGCCAUCCUGAAGUGUGCUCGAGGUCCGGUUCAGUUGGAGCUCGGACGACUCAAAGCUGCAACCUGGAUCUCCUCCAGACGCAACUCACAAGGAAGCCAGAUGAGUCAUGCGAGUGGGAACAGCUCAGGUGUAGCGGCUCCGCCCCUCCCGAACACCUCAACAUCUUGUGACCCCGUGACCCCCGACCCCCCAGGGUUGACCUCCACCGGGCCCCUGCUUCUCAACAACAAGACCCGUGACAUCACUUCCUGCUCUAACAGCACAGGGGGAGACGCUGGCGUCCGUACAGUGGAGAUCACACGGGCGUCACCUGAAGCAAGUCUCCCCUCUCUCCCCCCUCAGAGUGUCAGCGACUCCCUCGGGGUGAGUAUAGCGGGGGGGAAGGGCAGCCCGCUGGGUGACAUCCCCAUUUUCAUCGCUAUGAUUCAGGCCAACGGGGUCGCCGCCAAGACACAGCGGCUCAAGGUGGGCGACAGGAUCGUCAGUAUCAACAGUCAGUCUGUGGACGGCCUGUCACACAGCGAUGUCGUCGGCAUGAUGAAGAACAGCUCCGGAAGCAUCAGCCUGCAGGUGGUAGCAGACACCAACAUCAGCGCCAUUGCCACUCAGGUGGAGAGUUUGUACAGCAGCUCCAGUCUGUCAGCUGACACACACAAAGCAGAGCCAGAGGGUCCGUGGCCCCGCAACAUCAGUCUGGAGAAAGGCUCCGAGGGACUCGGCUUCAGCAUCGUCGGAGGAUUCGGCAGUCCACACGGAGACCUGCCCAUCUACGUCAAGACCGUCUUCAGCAAGGGCGCGGCGGCGCUGGAUGGCCGCCUGAAGCGGGGCGACCAGAUCCUGUUGGUGAACGGAGAGAGUCUGCAGGGAGCGACGCACGAGCAGGCGGUCGCCAUCCUGAAGAAACAGAGAGGGACCGUCACACUGGACAUCCUGUCAUAACACACGCACACACACACACACACACACACAUUGCAUGCAUACACGUUUGCAUCAGCUGCAUACACACAUCUAUGAAAGCAGAUGCUCUUGUGAUGUCCUUCACACACUUUGACUCUUGGACUACGAAUCAUCGUGGAUCGUGAACUCUGAACCUUCCAACAUGCAAAAAAGAAACGGCUUCAGACGGUGCCAACACACACACACACACACACACACACACACACACACACUGAUGUCUGACACCAGUGAGCAGGUGGGGUCACGUGAUACGUAGACGUGGUCCCGAGAAACUUCUGAUGUAUUGAUAUUUGUUUUGGCCAAGAGGAUCGUGGCUUUAAGCGAAAUCAGACGGGGUCAGAAGCCAGAAAAGGUUAAGAAACUCCGUAACUAGACACGCUAUUAAAUCAGAAUAUCGUCAAGAAGGAAAAAAAGUAUCAAUAUGGAGUCAUUACUUUAUUGCCAGGCUGCACUAGUUAAUGCAUUCCGACACACGGACAAUGGGUUUGUUUUCUUGUUUGUGAUCCAGAAGAACAAAAGGGACACCGCGUUGGUGAAAUGAUGUGUUCUCCGACACCGCUGCACACGUUAGCUUAGCAUCUCCUUUGUGGUAAAAGACUGACGAGCCGCUAGACACCGAGGAGAAGUUCAUUAUAAAUGUGGAAACUGUAACACUGCUGAUCAACAUCAACAUCUGUUUUUUACCCUCCACUCAGAACAAACAAACUAUUGGAGAAACAGCUGUUUUAGAGGAUAAGCUAGUGAUCAACACUUGUUAAUUCAGUUGAACAAUUUAUCUUAAAUGUUGUCAGUUUCCAGACUUCCAUAUGUAAAAUGUAAAAAAUAAUAAUAAAAGAGAGGGAAUCCACUCAUUCGGUCAUUCCAAAAUCAUUCCUACGAUUCAUUGUCAGGUCUGACUUUUUAAAGAAAAUCAAAGAAUUCAUUGGUGAUUUUCUUUUAACUUAAAAAAAAAUAGAGAAAAUCGGAUUACAAAAUUUAAAACAAUAAACUUUAGUUAAAACUUUGAGAUAUAUUAAAAAUUGGCUUCAUAAUAGACACACUUGUUGAAAGGUGUUAUCUAUUCACACAAUGUACACAUUUCUGUUAAACGAGGUACGGCUGUUAAAGUGUCCUCGUCAGUUCGCUGUCUUAGAUAAAGUGAUUCAACACAAACUUUGAUAAACAUGUAAUUCCUUGUACGCACACAUUCUUCUUCCAGUAAUUCAUCCAUUUUGACACAUAAAGGAAAAAACAAUAUAAAUGUUAAACAUGUGUCUCUGUGGAGAUGAAUCUCAGGACUUGGUGGGCUUGGAGAACCCCUGUCGCCCCCGGCAACAGAUACAGUGUCUUCCACAUGAUUUUAAUCAUGGAGAUAAAAUUAUAAAAAUAUGUCUCCAUGGAGAACUAUAAAAGGCUUUCUAGAAGCGGGCGUGAAUAAAAGCAACAGACUGACAUUUAUAUAAAAACUAUUGCUCUGUUUUCAGUGGCGUCGCUGUAGACCCAGGAAGUGGUUAGCCUAGCUUAGCACAAAGACUGAAUGCAGGCGGGCAAUUAUCCCUCGAACAACUCAAAACAAUCCAAUUCAAAGGUUACAUUUGGUUUGUUUAAUUGUUGUAGGAAUAGCAAUUCAUGUUUAAAUUAACGGGGACUUUGUUGCACGGAAAAUGUUUUAUGGUCGACUGCACAUCAGUUAAUAGGUUUAAAUUUGUUUUCUGCAUUGAUUUAACGGUUGAAAAAUAGCUUUGAAGACAUCUCUUAAGAUUCACCUGAAAUGGAGAAGUACGGCAUUUUUAAGAUGUGAAAAUACCAAAUGGCUUUCAUGUUAGGAACUUUUAAGUGUUUAGUGUUCUCCUGGAAAAAAACUAAUUCCAUGCAGGAAUCUCAACAUAGAUUACAACCCAUUAUGUUGAGUUAAUGCAUUUGUCAUCAUUAUAAGAGGUUGUUAAAGGCUGCGGACGUUUAAAAUGUAUUCUGAACGGUAUUAAUUCAUUUUCAUCGAAGACUAAAAGUCCAAUGUCAAGAAAAUGCUCGCAAUACUGAAGGUGUAGCUCUCAAGGAGUGUAACAUUAUAACUUUUGUAACCUAAAGAUGUUGCUAGAUAACCUACAUUUUUAGAAGGAGAACAAAAGGAUUUCCCAACAUGUCAGACUGUUGCUUUCUGUCUUAAAUUCUACAACGUGAAGUUAGUUGUGUUUGCAGAGUUUUGCUGAAGUCUCGUAUGAUACCACGGUGUGUGAAUCUUUUCGAUGUGUAAUUGAGGUAUUUAGCAGCAGCUGUCGGCGUCGGUCCAGUUUGCUGAGCAGAAUCCUGUCGCCUCUAAACAUGUCACUCGAGUGUAAAACACUUUCUGUUGAGCCUGUUUCUGUCAUAACCACUGUCCUAAUUGUUGGUACUUGUAUUUGAAGUUGUCGGAGUAGAUGAACUGUAAUUUAUUUGUGUGAUCUCACUGGAAACUAACAAUGUAUUAUUUGUUUUUAUAUUAUUCUGAGUACCGAUAUGUUUGUGCUCGUGUCGUUGUCCGAGCAGUCAGAAACCCUGCAGCUUUGGUUCGCCUUCACACAGGACUCCGCAGGGGUCGCUGCCAAAAACCAGCUGAGGUUGCACUUUAUUUGACAUCCUUUCUUCAUCAUUUCCUCACAAGUUUCCUGGACAGAAAUGUCAAUUGGUACUAUUUCUAGAGAACAAAGAGGGAUCUUUUAGUCAGAGCACAAAAGAUGAACAAUAGAUUUAACCUCUUUUUGAGGGAGAAUUCCUGUGAAAUGCAACUGCUAACAUUAUUACUAUUAUGACACUGUUGAAAAGUGGGAGGAGUUAUUUCAUGUGCCCCCAGGCAGCAGAAGUUCUAUUGCUUUUAUCCAUUGACAAUGUAAUAAAACGUUUUUUGUCCUAAA